UCCAGGAUGUCUUCUGUUUCAAAUCUUGCUUUUUGUAAAUGUGUUUAAUAGUGGACAUUUUGCCAUUCAACCAUAUACAUGUUUUGAAAAAUAAUGCAUUCUGUCUGCUUGCCCUCCUCCUUCAUCCUAGACAAAAACGAGGCUAAAACAUACUUCGAUUUAGAGAAACUUGUUCAGCACAAGCCAUAUGAGCUUCCCAAGAAAGAAGUUUCUCCUGGAGCAGUAGCAGCUGCUGCAGCUGCAGCUACACCAGCUGCCACUCCAGUUCCAGCUGCAGAGCCCACGCCCUCUGCUGCUGCACCUGAGACUCUGACAGCAACCACUGCAGUAGAAGCUGCUGCCCAAGUGCUUGAGGCCACUCCUACUGCUGAAGCUAUUCUUGAGCCUGCUUUAGCAGCUGAAGUCACACCUGUUGUUGAAGCGACACCUGCUGUCGAAUCCAUCUCUGAAUCUGCUGCAGCAGUGGAAGCUACACCUGUGGCUGAAAUUGUUUUGGAUGCUGUCCCAGUUGUUGAAGCUGUUGCUGAAGCNGUUGCUGAAGCUGUACCAGCGGUUGAAGUUGUCGUUGAAGCUGUUGCUGAAGCUGCCUCUACUCCACCAGCUGCUGAAGCAGCACCAGUCUCUGAAGCUACUCCAGCAGAACCUUCAAUCAAAGAGACCCCUGAAGCCACAGCUGCUGAAACUGUUCCACCUGUUGAAGCUACCACUGAAGCCACUCCUACUGAGGCUCCUGUAGAUGCUGCAAUCGCUGAGGCCCCCGUAGAAGCUGCCCCUGCUGAGGCCCCCGUAGAAGCUGCAGCCGCUGAGGCCCCCGUAGAAGCUGCAGCCGCUGAAGCCCCCGUAGAAGCUGCAACUGCUGAGGCCCCCAUAGAAGCUGCAACCGCUGAGGCCCCCGUUGAAGCGGCCCCUGUAGAAACUGCCGCUGCUGAGGCCCCUGUCGAAACUGCCCCUGCUGAAGCUGCAGCUGAAGCUUCCGCCCCUGCAGAGAGUGCCAAGGAGCUGGAGGACCCUGCUCCAGUCGUAGCUGAAGCCGUAGGAGAGGAGCAGCAGUUGGAGUCCCCAGCUGAACCAGUUGAACCAUCUGAGGCUCAAAUGGACCCAAUUCAGAAGCUCUUCCUGGACUCCAUCCGUCAGUACUCCUCAAAAAGCCAAGCUACUGGGGGGCUAGUUGAUGCAGGUUCAGAGUAUGAGAAGGCUUUGGCAGAGGAGAUAGCCAAGCUUCAGAGACUUUAUGGUGGUGGUGACCUGACAUCUUUCCCUGAGUUCAAGUUCACAGAGCCCAAGCUGGAUGAAGUUUCUCAGAAGUGAACAUCAGCACUUCAACUGAACUUUUCUCCUCUCGCCUUUUGACUGUACAUCUGUGCUUGACUGUAAAACACGAACAGUCUGCAUGAUGUUAGAUCAACAAACCCUUGCCUCCAGCCUUGUGUGUGAAGAUACAACUGUUUCUGUAUGUUCUAUGGGACUACAGAUAAAGCAUUGGAUGUACAUUUUAGGCAGACAGAGUGAACUUAGAGCUGUGAACUAUGUUUUGUGUAGAAUGAUCAUGGCUGAGGUGAGUGUGAAGAAAACUAAUAAAUUCCAGGUCAUGUUUGUUAUAUGUAUGUCUCUUAACCUCUUUUCCUCAAAGCUAUUUCAAUUCACUGUAUUUUGAUCCAGUAAGGUGACAAUGCAGGAAUAGAAAGUAGAUGGCAGAAAAUACUCAGAAUGUGUUUUUUUUUUUAGACUAAAUAAGCACAUUUUCAGAUCUGACAUCAUGGUCAGUUAGGCUGAUGAAUGAUGCUCUUCAUCCACAUCUUGUCUUAUUAGAUUCAGAUUCAGACUUUCAUUCAUACAAAUUACAUCAAGGAUGCACUGCAGAAUGAAAUGACGAUGCAGGGUCAGCAAUAAAACACACACAAUCGUGAGCCCGUGCCGCCAUGGUUCAUGAGAUGUCAAAUUAUUGACAGAUGUCUAAAUGAGCUUGCUCACUGUGCAACUCUUUGCACACAAAUUAUUCUGGACAGAAAACAGAACUUGAAAUUGGAAAACUUUGGAGUGCAGAAAGACACAUGCAUAAAUAACAUUAAAUCAAAGACAUUAACGGAAUAUAAUGAACUCAGUUAGUCCUUUUUAGUUUUUACACAGAAUGUUGCCAAUUCCAGUGUACCUCCGAGUUGCUUUGAAAUAUUUUGUCAUACUGUAGAUGAUCCAAGUGAGUCAUCUCCUGGUUUUUUUCUGCUUUUAAUCAUACUGUUCCAGUCUGUAAGCACCAGUAAUGGCUGCCACGCAUUCGACCAUUAGAAUGCGUUUCAGACUUAGGUAUGUGUAUUUGUGUGAUCAUUAGUAAGUAUUUGAUAUUGGGUUGUAAUUUACAGUAUCGUAGAGUGUGCAUUUUAUGUAGGAAAGUUGUUCAUAAAUAUAUAUAAUAAAACUUGCGGUUGGGCACCUGGA
Stegastes partitus (bicolor damselfish) is the source of this 2433-nucleotide messenger RNA. RefSeq names its product ATP synthase-coupling factor 6, mitochondrial. The record is from RefSeq and is a predicted model, not a curated record. Gene Ontology annotation, biological process: proton motive force-driven ATP synthesis. The transcript is spliced from 5 exons. NCBI's taxonomy places the organism in Eukaryota, Metazoa, Chordata, Actinopteri, Pomacentridae. Gene Ontology annotation, cellular component: proton-transporting ATP synthase complex. Bases 94 to 1308 code for a protein of 404 amino acids. Gene Ontology annotation, molecular function: proton transmembrane transporter activity.